Lingula anatina is the source of this 1268-nucleotide messenger RNA. RefSeq lists its product as uncharacterized. Gene Ontology annotation, cellular component: nucleolus. Gene Ontology annotation, molecular function: histone binding; DNA binding. Lineage: Eukaryota; Metazoa; Brachiopoda; Lingulata; Lingulida; Lingulidae. Gene Ontology annotation, biological process: transcription by RNA polymerase I; nucleosome assembly. The record is from RefSeq and is a predicted model, not a curated record.
CUCUAGAGGCCAAGAAGAAGAAAGAAGAGCUACUUAAAGCACGUGCUGAUGCUCGUCAUAACAAAAAGGCCAAUGCCAUGGCACGAACCACCAAAGAUGUCCCCAAAACAUUUAACAAAGAACAACUGGAAGAGCACAGAAAAAUGUUACAGGAAAAGGCCAAGGCAAUGCUAAGUAAACCUACUACAGCAAACAGUAGACAACCCAAAAGUGCAAAAGAAGAAAAGGGAGAGGCUGAGGAGGCAGAUAAAAAUAAAUCCACAAAGCAUAGAGACGACAAAAGUCAUGAAAAUGAAAAGCAUGUGCAUGGUAGCCAUAAGCAUAAAGACAUCAAACGAGAUAGGCAUGAUAAACACAGAGACAAUCAUAGACAAACUCAUAGUAAUGCCAAAUCUAAUGAAUCAAUAAAGAAUGAAAAAGAAGUCUCAAAUGCAACUGAAAUCAAAUCCUCAGAGGUUAAGGUAAAACCCAAACGUCCACCAGGUCCCCCACCAAUGAACUUCCAAGAUUUACUUAAACUGGCUUCUGUUAAACAACAUGAGCCAGUCAAGACUGCCGUGCCAAAAGAAAAGUCAAAAAAGGAGGCCGAGGCCAGACCAAUGACUCAGGAAGAGAAGGAUAGGUUAGCAAGAACUUCAACAAAAGAAUAUCAAGAUUGGAUUAAGUAUGGAAAACCCUUACCGCCACAACAACCUCCCCCAUCAUCAGCAGCAGACAAAAAAAGCAAAGGCAAAGAUAAAAAGAUGACCCAGAAAAAAGAUUCUGCAUUACCAGAUGCUUCUGCACAACAGAAACAGGCUGAGGCACAGCCAGCUAAGGUAAAGUCACAGUCUUCACAGCCUUCAAAGCCAUCUUUGCCUACCAACUCGAAAUCCACAAGCAAAGAAAAGACAAAACCUCCAGGAACCCCUAUGCAGAAAAAGAGAUAUUUACCUGGGGAUGCAAGAUAUGUGCCUGGAAUGGAAGAAGAUUCAGAGGAACCUCAACAAUCAGCAAAGACGUACCUGCCAGGGGAUGUCAGGUUCAAACCAGGCAUGACUCCGCAGAAAACUGUAGGUCAGCCAUCUUCUUCUAAACCAUCCACUCCAUCUGCACCACCCAAAAUGAAACGUCUGAAGAUGCCAGCCUAUGAUCAGACCAAUGAUAUUGUAUUGGAGUGUGGUCCCAGUAAAGGGACGAUAGUUGAGGAGGAGGAGGAAGAAGAGGAAGAAAAACCCAUGUCAGCUUGGGAUAGAAUUUACAAUGAAUACCACAGAAGACCAGCGUAG